Ficedula albicollis (Collared flycatcher) is the source of this 1076-nucleotide messenger RNA. RefSeq names its product TruB pseudouridine synthase family member 1 (gene TRUB1). Gene Ontology annotation, molecular function: RNA binding; pseudouridine synthase activity. Gene Ontology annotation, cellular component: mitochondrion. The record is from RefSeq and is a predicted model, not a curated record. NCBI's taxonomy places the organism in Eukaryota, Metazoa, Chordata, Aves, Passeriformes, Muscicapidae. Gene Ontology annotation, biological process: tRNA modification; mRNA pseudouridine synthesis.
AUGAUGGGCUGUGAGACCACGUUCACCACAGGCCGCUUGUGGCAGGCACCUGUUGCCACCCAAGGUGGAGCAGGACAAGCUGGUGUGCAAACAAACGGGAAGAAAAGAAAUCAGGUUUUGAAAAUUGGACAUGGAGGAACUUUGGACAGUGCAGCUACAGGAGUUCUGGUGGUUGGUAUUGGAAAAGGAACAAAAAUGCUGGGAACUAUGUUGUCAGGUUCCAAGAAGUACACUGCCAUUGGAAUGCUGGGCAAGGCUACUGAUACAUUAGAUGCUACAGGAAAAGUAACUGAAGAAAAACCUUAUGACCAGGUAACAAAAGGAGAUCUUGAAAAUGUUCUGCAAAAGUUCACAGGGGACAUCAUGCAAGUUCCCCCACUCUAUUCUGCUUUGAAGAAGGAUGGAGAAAGGCUUUCAACUCUGAUGAAGAGAGGGGAAGCCGUGGAAGCAAAGCCUGCUCGGCCAGUGAGAGUGUACAGCCUUUCUCUGCAGCAGUUCCAGCCACCACUGUUCACACUGGAUGUUGAAUGUGGUGGUGGCUUUUAUGUCAGGAGCCUGGUCAAUGACAUUGGCAAAGAGCUCUCCACCUGUGCCACGGUGCAGGAGCUGACCCGCACCAAGCAGGGGCCGUUCACGCUGGAGGAGCACGCCCUGCAGGAAGACAAGUGGACAAUUGAUGAAAUUGCUCAGUCCUUGGAGCACUGCACAGCCCUGCUCCUGGGAGAGCCAGCUCGGAAAAAAUUGAAGACAGAGCAUCCUGGUGAAACUGCUGUGGUCUGUGGGAUAAGUGAUAAGUUGGGUCAAGGAAAAAGACUGAAUGAUUGAGAUGUUUUAAGAUUGGAUUGGGAUUGUCUCGCCUCCUGUGUAAAUCUGCAGGUCUCUACUGGGAAGGUGACAAACUGCAAAACAAGAGAAAUGGUUCUUUUGUUUCCUGGGCUUAGAAUGUGCACUGAAAAUACCCACUGCUAACUGUUUCUUGAUUGUUUAUUUUCCUUCUUGCACACUGUAACUGAUGCCAAAUUUUUUAUAGAAUUUUAAAGAACCUUCAGGGUGCAAAAUGGCUGCUGUUGCAAAUU